Molecule: messenger RNA, 2175 nt
Organism: Sclerotinia sclerotiorum 1980 UF-70
Lineage: Eukaryota; Fungi; Ascomycota; Leotiomycetes; Helotiales; Sclerotiniaceae
Exons: 2
Coding region: 1-2175 (724 amino acids)
Source: RefSeq, a predicted model, not a curated record
AUGUCAAAUGCUCUACCUCAGUUAGAUAUCGUGAAAUUAUAUCAUGGUUACGAUCGACUCUGCACUACAUGCUCAACACUCAACUUCAAAUUACUCUUUCGAUCAGCAGAGUUAGACCCAAGACUUCAAAUAACUCCACCUCCCUUUGUGUUGGAAGAUUUCUGGACUACUUCAAUUUACUGCCCAUUUUGUCGCUUGCUACGUCAUUGUCUUGGAAUAGAUGAAAAGACUGCUAGGUACUAUCGGAGUUUACACCAAAGAGAAGAAACACGAUGGAUCUGCCGUGUUUUGGUAAGAGGAUGGGUUAGAAUUUUACUUCAUUGGUCUCCUGGUCAUCAUGUCACAUAUCAACUACAGCCCACGCUAAUUACCGAAACGGCUCAUCGCGAAGGAAAAUUUGAUGCUCCAAUUUAUGGUCCUAGUGUUCAAUUGAUGGCAAAGGAAAAUGAAAAGGACAUGGAUCAACUGUCAUUAGGUCGACACAUGGAUCUAUUGAGAGCAAAUAUCAAACUACUACGAAGUUGGGUUGAUGGCUGCGAGACACAUCAUAGGCCUGACUGUGCUCCUCAACCCUGGAUACGAGAUCCAAAAAGUCCCUUUCGCUUGAUUGAUGUUAAGCGUCGAUGUAUUGUUCGUGCUCCAGCUGAAUGCAGAUAUUUAGCUUUGAGUUAUUGUUGGGGUGCGCCAUCGGAAACAAAUAAGCACCUUAAACUUGAAGAUAAAACCAUCGUAUGGCUAUAUGGAAAGAAUUCGUUAUCAAACAACCCAAAUAUACCAAAAACCAUUCGAGAUUCUAUUGACCUAGUUUCUGGUUUAGGUGAAAGAUAUCUUUGGGUCGAUGCUUUAUGUAUCAAACAAGAUGACGAAUUUGAUAGAGCUGCACAAAUUCCUCUUAUGAGUAAGGUGUAUGGAAGCGCUUUAUGUACCAUCGUUGCUGGCUCUGGCUCUAAUGCAUGGGCAGGCCUGAAUGGAGUUGGAACUGAGUCAAUACCGCGGUCACCAAAGCAAUACUUUGCAAAUAUAAAGGAUCUUUCUCUAAUAACGACUCAGAAGCAUUAUCAAACAUGGAAGUACGAAACAGUUUGGGAAACACGCGGGUGGACUUUCCAGGAAAUGGUUUUAUCGAAGAGAUUAAUGAUCUUCACAGACUCACAAGUGUUUUUUCAAUGUAAGAAGUGUUUAUGGUGUGAAGAUACCAUUCUCGAAAACCUGAAUCCUAGUAUUACGUGCGAAAGCAGAGCAUCAGGUGAUAUAAGUUCGGAGAGCCAUACUAUUAUGGAUGCUUUCACCUCCUAUCAUAUACUAGUGCACAACUUUACAUGUCGUUCACUAGGGGAUCAAAGUGAUGUUUUAAAUGCCUUUCAAGGCAUAGAGCACCAUCUUCAAAAUCGUACUCUCUCCUCAAAACAAGAGAGUCUGAGUGGAAAAUUUCAUUUCGGCCUUCCAGAAUCAUUUUUUGAUUUAGCUUUGAUUUGGACACUCCCUUACCAUUACCCAAAUCAAAGACGAAAACUCUUCCCAAGCUGGUCAUGGGCUGGUUGGAACAUGGAAAUUGGGAAAACAUUUCGUCGUCCAGGUGUAAGCUUUCCAUAUGCAGAUGCGGUCCGUCGAGAGUUAGUUUGGUAUAAGCCAGCCGUGGAGGGAUCAAACAAAUAUGUUCGAAUAAACGCCUCCGAGCUCAUACCCAAAGAAAAGCAAAUCGCCGAAGAAGAAGAAGAAGAAGAGCAACUUAGUGUUCAAUGGAAGUCUGACAAAACCUCAAUUCCUCAACAUAACUUUCCUAGAGCACCACACAUUCUCCAUUUUUGGACAAGCACAGCUCGCCUUUUGGUUAACCGAUCUGGUAAUAAAGAGAAAUGUAUAAGUGUACAUCCAUCCGAUCCAGCUAUACUAGAGAAUGAGGAGAUGAAGAUAAGAAAUCCAAAUCAAAACAUCCCAAUCGGCACCAUAUCAUUGAAUCGAUCAUGGCGAGCAGAUAGGCCUGAUGAGCUUGAAUUCAUGGUCAUAGCUCGUGCGUGCAAGACCAGAUACACACAGAAAAAAUCAGGUUUGUAUGUAAUGCUCAUAGAAUGGGUAGACAAUAUCGCAUACAGAGUUCAGAUGGUGAAUGACCCAGUGGACGAGGAUAAAUGGGUAGCUUUAAAGACUGAGUGGAAGUUUAUUUCCUUUGCUUGA